Messenger RNA from Calypte anna (Anna's hummingbird), 906 nucleotides. It is a transcript of the gene METTL21A, whose product is annotated as methyltransferase like 21A. The transcript is spliced from 3 exons. The coding region runs from base 171 to 827 and encodes 218 amino acids. NCBI's taxonomy places the organism in Eukaryota, Metazoa, Chordata, Aves, Apodiformes, Trochilidae. The record is from RefSeq and is a predicted model, not a curated record. Gene Ontology annotation, cellular component: cytosol; cytoplasm. Gene Ontology annotation, molecular function: protein-lysine N-methyltransferase activity. Gene Ontology annotation, biological process: peptidyl-lysine methylation.
GUGCUCGCCGGGUCUUCCCCCGAGGUCCCCCGGGCCUUCCCCCGCGGUGCCCCGAGGCCUUGCUUUCCCCAACCUCGUACCGGCGGCGGGGCGGAGCGGAGCGGAGCGGAGGCCGCGGUGAGGCGGGGGGAGCCGGGGCUGCGGGUCCCGGCGGUCGGGAGGCGAUCGCGAUGUCGCUGGUGCCGUACGAGGAGGGAGGCGGCUGGGCGGCCCGGCAGCUCCACAGCCCCUGGGCCAGCUACAGCUUCGCCAGCAGCAGCAUCCGCCUGCGGCAGGACUGGCGGCGGCUGGGGGUGGCGGCCGUGGUCUGGGAUGCGGCUGUUGUCCUCUGUGCUUAUCUGGAGAUGGGAGGCGUUGAUCUCCGGGAUCGGUCUGUGAUUGAGCUGGGAGCUGGAACUGGAUUGCUGGGAAUAGUGGCCACCUUGUUAGGUGCUCGUGUUACCAUCACAGACAGGGCAGUGGCCCUGGAGCUCCUGGAGUCCAACGUCCAGGCAAACCUUCCUCCUGAACUACGUCCCAGAGCUGUGGUGAAGGAACUGACAUGGGGCAAAGACCUGGGAAACUUCCCUCCAGGAACAUUUGACUUCAUCCUGGGUGCUGACAUCGUUUACCUGGAGGAAACAUUUGAGGAGCUGCUGCAGACUCUGGAGCACCUGUGCUCAGAGCAAGCUGUCAUUCUGCUCUCCUGCCGCAUCCGCUACGAGCGGGAUCACAAGUUCUUGAGGAUGCUGAGAGGCCCCUUCUCUGUGCACGAGGUCCACUAUGAUUCCAGUAAGGAUGUUCAUAUCUAUAAAGCACAGAGGGGGAGUCCCAAGGAUGACCUCUGACUCUUAUACUUUGCUGAUAAACCACUGUUGCUGUUCAGUCCUCCCCUUGUUUAUACUCAAUACACUUGUUCCUAAGCAU